Messenger RNA from Symbiodinium natans, 297 nucleotides. The record is from the annotation of a GenBank genome assembly. NCBI's taxonomy places the organism in Eukaryota, Dinophyceae, Suessiales, Symbiodiniaceae.
AUGUUCGUUCCCACCAGCUACUCCCUGGGCCUGGUCAUGGCGCUUGGGGCCUUGAUCUGCUGGGGCAGCUGGAGCGUGACGCUGGUCCUCGCAUCCAAGGUGAUGCCCUUCCAGUUGUACUACGUCAACUUCACCCUGUCCUUCCUAAUCACGGGCUUCGUCGUGGGCUUCAUCGGGGGCACUUUUGGGUCCGGCGGCGAGCGCUACGACUUCACCACCCCGUACCUUGAGGAAAUUUCAGGCGUCGGACACUCGAUGGAAUGCAACCUGGCAUGGAUCCCUGCACCCAGGACGUGA